AAUUGUAAAUUAAUAAUAUUAAUGAUAUGAAAAUUUAAAAAUAUUAAAAUAAAUAAAACUAAAAUGAAUUAAUAAAUUUAGGAGAAACAACAUCAACAACAACCACAACAAUAAUAAUAAUCGAGCGAUGUGUAUGAGCACGUGUCCUCUUUUUCGCUAGAGGGAUUUGAAAGAAAGAAUGAAGAAGAAAAAAACAAAAAAACAAAAAAAAACCACUUUAAUAGUCUUGAUAGCGAUUAGCAAUGGCGAGAAUGCAUGCUGCCAUAUAGGGUUAUAUAUGGCGUGUGAAUGUGGAAUGAACGUAUAACGUGGUAUUGUAUAUUUUACGUAUACAUACAUGGGAUGAUGAUGCCUGCCGCAUUGUAAUUCUUGACCUAUACUUUUGGACAGUGUUGCAUUUAUAGCGUGAAAGAGAGAGAGAGAGAGUGAAAUUAACGAUGAAUGAAUUUAAAAAACGGAGGUAAGAAAACGCGUAUUGAAACGUAGAGCGCUACAGGUUUUGUUGAAAUAGUUACAAUAACGAAAGGAGAAAAAAUGAAUUAAUGAAUUAAUAAAGAAUGUAAAAAAAAAAAAAUGAUCAUAUUUUUGCAAAUAACAAUUAAUUACGUCGCAUGUGAAUAAAUUAACGACGAUUAGCGAUAACGAAAAUAAAUGAAUUUAAAUUAUGUAAAAUUAUGAAUUUGCGUGAGAAAGCACGUUGUCCAAAAUGUAUGGAAUAAUAAUUUGUACAAUAUAAAUUACACAUAAAAUACUAAAUAGUGAUAAUUUCAAUGUUGGUACAACAGAAUAUAGCCACUCGACUAUUCUCCACCAUAUGAUGGAAUUGUUAACAGUAUAUUAUGUUGUAAUCUACAUUUUCAGUGUUUAUAAAAUUUAGCUGUUACGUUUUUUAUUAAAGAAAUAUUUACAAAAGUAAGAAUUACGAAUAUUUUUUCGAUCGAUAUUAUUGAUAUCAUUAUUAUUAUCAUUAUUAUUAUUAUUAAUUUAUUAUUCGUAAAUAAUUCAUCGUCAGGGAUUGCGAACGAAAUUAAUUAGGUAAUCCAGAGGUUGAAAAGAAAAGUGAAACAAAAAAAAACAUAUAUACAAUAAUAAUAUAAUUAAUUAAAACAUUUAAUAUGCUUCGAAUAGUAAUGGAUUGAAAAGUUUUCAAAGCGUGUACCUGAUUUCUAUGUAAUAUGUGCUGCAGCUAUAACACGUGGGGAUGUAAUGCCUGUUGGGGUGGCACAAAAAAACAAUAUUUUUUUCAUUUGUUUUCAUAUAUUUUCUUCCAUUUCCUCUGAAAGUAUAUCAGUUAAACAUUCUUCAAAAGCCCCCUCCGAAGAUCGGCUCGAGGAAAAAAAAAUUUCUAGGGAUCGUUCAAGAGUUUUAUCACCUUUGACCAAGAGUAUAAUAGAAUAACGAGGAAGAAAUUGAAUUUGUAUAGAAUUUGUAUAGAAUUUGAAAAAUCUUGAACAACCCCGUAGAACAUUUCUAUUUUUUCGAGCUUCGAAAAGGGCUCUUGAAACAUGUCAAACUGAUAUACUUUCAUAGAAGACGACAAAAAAAAAUGUCUUUUUUUGCGCUACCUCAAUAUCUAUACAUAUAUUAAUGUCAUGCAGAUUAUACGCCAAAAUCGUCAUAAUUUUUUUUGAACGGUUUACCUUAUCGUUACUUUAUUUUCUUUUAAUUUUUUCAUUCUCCUUCAAUGAUUUAUGUAUCGAUAAAAUAGUUUCGUCGUUAGUACGGCUUGGAUGAUUAUCUCAGGUUUUCAAAACUCUGGCAAUUUAUUCGAAAUAAGAGAAUUCUCGAGAAAGAAAUUUAUUAUUACGGACAAAAAAAAAAUUAGUGUUUUCAAGACGAUCGUUGCAGAUCCGCUGCCACAGUUUUGUCCCGUUUUUUGAUGAAAUUUUUUCACCAAAUUUUCAUCGUGGCUCCGAUCAGGCGAUAAAAAUAUAUUUCUAAAAACGAUGAUCAAGUUAAAUUUAUCGAAUAAAAAUCAGCAAAAAUUCAAUUCUCUCUAACUAAAAGUACAGAAAAAUCACGAACCGAUAAUUAUUUAAUCGGCCGACGUCGCAGUUUUCCGUUUACUUUGCGAUUCUGUGAAAAAAAAAAAAAUGAUAUAUCGUUAUAAUUAACGCGACAACAACCGAAAAAAAAAUCCAAAAAACCAAAGAGAUGAACGUAUUCUUCCGUUGAAUAUUCCAUAUACGUUACAUUAUAUCCUGAUGUGAGCUUGAACGACGUAUAAUAGCGUGAGAUUAUUUUGUCGCACUGCCAAUUAAAGAUCAUUGUCAUUUUUUCCUAACUUUACUACGCAAAUCUAUGCAUAGAUAUUUUAAGUGUCGCAAAAACCUGAAAGAAAAAUCAUUGUAUCGUUACAUUCGAUCACGCCUGAUCGUCAACUCAAAUAUCAUUGAUUCAUGUACCAAUAAUUGUUACCAGUAGACCGAGAUUUACCCGUAAGGCGAUCGGAAUGAGCGAGAGAAAGAAAAAGAAAAAAGAAAAUAUUUCAAAUUAAAACGAUCACUGCCAUUUAAAUUUAAAUAUCUUCGAGCGGUCGAGCGAAGAAAGAUUAAUCGAUCGUUCGUAUCGAUACUUUUCAUAUCGAUGCUAAAGUAACGUUGCAAAAACAAAUAAAAAAUUGUUUUCUCAAGUUUCGUUUUACGCGACGCUUUCUUCGUGGUUAGUGUAGAAUAAAAAUUAAUUACAAUAGAUAAAUUAUUGAUAGGCGAGAGAAGAUCGAGAGAGAAAAGAAAGAAACAAAACUAGAAAGUAAUAUCUGUCCAAUAUUAUUUAUAUUUCAUAACUAGAUUACGCGUAAUCAUGAUUUUGCAUCCGCUCCAGAACGUUCUCUUGCUAAACAAAUAAAAGAAAAGAAAUUUCAUCUUUCUUUCUUUUAAUCAAAUAUAAUAACGCAGGUUGUUUCGAAGUGCCGGUAUGAUUAGUUUAUUUAUCUUCAUUUAUUUAUUUUUACUUUAUAUUUUUUAUUCUAUUUAUUUUCAUUAUUUCCUUCCGUAAUCUAUAAAUAGAAUUUGGUAAAGAGUGGCUUUUUUUCUACGCUGCUUCGUUGUUGAUAUGUAAAUAAUUAGAGGGGGGGGAAAUAAAAGAGAAAAAUAAUCCAAGUAAUGAAUAAAUGAAUUAGUUAUAAAUAUUUAGCAUUAAGUAUUCGUAACUUCGAGUUGAGGGGAGAAAAGAAAAAAAAAAAACAUCAAAGAGGUAGUUCUGCAACUGAUCUGACCUCAGAAUAUACCUGGUUUAUUUUUUUGAUUAAUUUUUUCUUUCUUUUUGUUUUUUUUUCUUGUAAAAAGUAUAAAAUUUACUAUUAUAACGUUUAAACAAUACACAUUAUUCGCUAUAUCCUAUAUAUAUAUGAAUAUAUAUUAUAUAAAUUCCUAUGAAUUAUGUAUGCAGAUAUGUUAUAGACAUAAGUCUUAGAUUUUUCAUCAUUAUUUCAAACAAAGAUAGUUUUCUACUCUAGGCUUAGGUCACUCUCAAGCUGUUGUCAAUAAAAUAACACUUUUUAAUGCUGUUUUAGGGGAUAUUUUCUUCCAUAAAUAUUCUAUCGGUAUUGGAAUCGUGACGACCUAUGCUUUGGACAAGUGCAAGUAAUUUUGCUGCAAUUUGAAUCGUUCUCUGCAAAAUCGUGACACUUUUGACCGCCCAAUUUAUUCUUCUGACUUCUUACAGCUGCAUCCCUCUCCGCAUCGAGGCUGUAAAUACUCUCUCACCUUCCCUGGAGCUUUCCCCGCUCACUAUGACAGAAUUCUUUCCUCACCCUCGACAGGUACACCGAGAUUCAGAUCAUAUCUCUGGUCGUCAUUCCGGUUGAAUAGUAACAAGUGAAACAGGGAACACACCUCCUCGCCAUAUUUCUUUGUCAGAUGUAAAAUUACCUGUCUACGGGCGAGAUAUCCCCAUUAUAUCCACCUAGGUACGUCUAUCUCCCUAAUAAUUUCCUCAUUUUCUAAACAUUCUUUCUUUUUUCUCAAUUACUGAUACUCUACCACCCAUUUAACCGAACGGUGGACUCUCACGAUUGUCUUUCGAUGCUGCAGUAGGACGUUGUUAUUCUAGGGGUACCUGUUGGACGAACAUCGUCAAAGUUGUCAGAUUCGAUUGCGAUAAAUCGCGACGAAAAUUGGGCUGAUCUAAUUCGAUGUUAUCGGACGUAAUAGGUUAGCCGCAGCCGUGUACCGUAACGGAGGAACGAGGAGACCCGUUUUUCGUGCGGAGUUUCAGGUUCCCAAGGAACAAUCUUGGGUCAAAGAGCCCGCGGCUGGAAUUCGGGGGAUUCCGGGGAGAGGCAAGCUCUUCCGGUCUCGAAUCUGGAAAGGAAAAUGAAUCGGGAAGGCGAAGACGUCGAAGAAUUUCUCGGCGAAGAUCCGUUCCGAAAAAAAGGGACCGUCGUUUGUUACGCGCGCCGCUGACGAGCGUUUGGCAAACAAGAUGGCCGCCACCUUCUAUGGGGUUCCUUCGGCCCGUUUACAUUUUUCGCGGGGCGUCGAGGAGGGCGUCGAAACGAUCGACGGAACGCGAAUCGCGAAUAGUUCUACUACCGAUUCGGAACUCGAUGACGGUCGCACGUACCCUCGCUGAAACGAGGCGCGAGUCGGUCCUUUUUCCCUGCUAUGCAAUCGUUACGCAUGGUAUCGCUGAAAAAAAUCGCGGCCAAACGACGAUCGUGUUCGUCCUCAACGAACCGUGGUUAACUUCAGGCAUCGCGGGACAGCUGAAAAGCUGCAUCGUACGAUGAAAGUUGCUCCCUGGAGACCGGACGAUUAUUCGAAGAGGAGGAGCAGAGGGAGGCAGCCCGUCCAAGUGGUUGGGCAACGUAGGUCGUUUGAUGAUCUUCGAAGCGAGUUCGUUGGGCUGGUUGGCAGCAGUGGCUUCCUGACCCACAUACCUACCUACCUACCUACCUACCUACCUACCUCUUUGGGUACGUACACCUCACGAGUGUUAAAAUCCAACGUCCAUCCGCCCGGCACGAAGUUACCUGGACACUCCACAUGCUACGAAGUCACCUGCUGUGAUAGAAUACCACCACACUCACGCCCUGGCCAGGCGCCUGUGCUUCUUCUCCCUCCAAGUUCCUCCGCUCCAUCGACUCCAGGACUUGCAUCGCUGCCCAAGGAACCCGGAGAGGGACAAUUCCCAUUUUUGGAUCCUCCCUUUCUUUGACCAACGGAAGUGGGCAUGACAUUCCAUCCCUCAGGAUGGCGAAGGGUAUCGUAAGUUUUUGAGAACAUUUCAAAUAUUCUUCUCACUCUUAUCCGACGAGUCGAAUGAAAGGGGAGAAAAAGGGACGGAAACGGACGACGGAGAGAGGAGGAGGAGGAGGAGGAGGAGGAAGAAAUGAGUAAAAAAAGAAUCGCCGUGAAACCGUGUGGGAAAAAAAGCAGAAGCUCGCGACGCCUGCGCGCGAGGCAACAGGUCGCAGUGGCCUGAAUUCCGCAGCUGAGAAGUCGGUGCAGGCGGCUUCGUAAGUGAGGUGAGUUUCGUGUGAGAGGUGUGUAGGUAUAUCGGUUACGCAGGUGUGGAGUAAGGCGGGUGUAACGCACUCGGGAUGAGCGAAGAAAAAGAAGUUGGAGAAAGAGAGAAAAAAGGAAAAGGUAAUGGGAGGAUAGCCGGAGUGGUAGUUUCGUUCGGAUUCGUAGACCGAGUUUAUCGAGGCAUUCAGGUAUGCGUUUUACGUUUUGAACUGUAUAUGAAACUAUAAUUCGUUGAAAAAUAUGCGUUUCUCAAGGUGUAAGUGCAAGUUUUUCUGGCCAUCUAAUAGAAAGAAGAAGAAGAAGAAAAUAAGGAGGAGGAAGUAGAGAGCGCAGGGAGUAGGAGCAGGAGCGAGAGGGACGGUAGAAGGGUUCUUAGAAAAUGGUGGGAGAGAAAAAAGGUGGGGAAAAUCGAGCUCGCGAGCAACACCUGGAUGACUUCCUGCCGUCGCUUAUAUUUCAGUCUCGAAGAAGUGAGAUUCUCGAUCGGUCGUCGACGCGUCUCAACGAGAAUAUACCUUCGAACGAUAACGUAAAUGGAGUGUCAGCCGCAGCUGUUUCCGCCGCGGGAUGCGGAUAUCCAGGUGCGCCGGCUCACAGUUUCGUACGAUUCGAAUUGCCGGGCGAAGAUGCGGUCGUCGACGAGGUCGAGUCUCCGCUGAACGUGGCUUUCCAUGAACACGGUACCGUCGCCAUAUAUUCAUGCGAACGUGGAUUCGAAUUACUCGGACCCGCAAGGAGACAGUGCAGAGACAAUGGGACCUGGGUGCCGGACGGAGUGCCUUUUUGUGUGCUGAACGUGGCCGGGGGCAAGGCUCCGAUGCAGUCGAGUACCGCGGACGGCGGAAUACCUCAGAGAGCCGUGGACGGAAGUAGCGGACAGAUUUACACACCUCAAACAUGCACCCUGACCAGACCGGAGACGUCCCCCUGGUGGUACGUGAACCUGCUGGAACCGUACAUGGUGCAGCUGGUGAGAUUGGAUUUCGGGAAGCCGUGCUGCGGCGAAGGAUUACCGGGCACCAUCGUCGUUCGUGUGGGUAAUAACAGACCCGACUUGGGAACGAAUCCUAUUUGCAAUCGGUUUACUGGACCGUUGGAAGAAGGCCAGCCUCUUUUUCUCCCCUGCAAUCCUCCGAUGCCAGGAGCCUUCGUAUCCGUCCACUUGGAAGCGGCCACUACCAGUCCUGUACCUGUUCAAUUGUCCCUCUGCGAAGCUUUCGUCUACACAGAUCAGGCACUGCCCAUCGAAAGGUGUCCGCAAUUCAGAGACCAACCGCCCGGUUCUACAGCCACUUACAAUGGCAAGUGCUACAUAUUCUACAACAGGCAACCGAUCUCCUUCAGAGAUGCUCUAGGCUUUUGUCGUGCUCGAGGAGGAACUCUAGUCGACGAAAGUAAUCCGGCACUACAAGGUUUCAUCUCAUGGGAGCUGUGGAGGAGACAUAGGAGCGACACGUCGAGCCAGUACUGGAUGGGAGCGGUACGAGACCCUAAGAACAGGACUACUUGGCGAUGGACCGGAAGUGGAGACGAGGUGUCAGUCUCCUUCUGGAGCCUGCCUCAAGGCACGAACGAAGAUUGCGCGCGCUACGACGGCAGCAGAGGAUGGCUCUGGUCUGACACCCCGUGCACCGCCAGGCUGAACUAUAUCUGCCAACACCAACCACGAGCUUGCGGUCGUCCAGAGCAGCCACCGAACUCUACGAUGACAGCGAGCCUGAUGGAGGCGACUUCGAGAGGAAGCUACGAAGUUGGGGCCACCGUGGAGUACAAUUGUAACGCUGGAAGUCUGCUCAUCGGACCUUCCACUCGAACCUGCCUCGACACCGGUUUCUAUAACGAAUUCCCACCCGUUUGCAAAAAUAUCGAGUGCGGAUACCCGGCCAACAUAAGACACGGAGAGUACACUCUGAUCAACAACACCGUUAACUAUCUGAGCCAAGUUCUCUACUCUUGCGAAGACGGAUACGAAAUGACAGGAAGGGCACGGUUAACUUGCGACAUUGACGAGAGGUGGAACGGUCCUCCACCUCGUUGCGAGCCUGUCCGAUGCGACUUACCACCAGUAAUUGCCCACGGUCGCUACGAGGCAGUGGUGGACAGCGAAGAGACGGGGUUGAAAAAGAAUAAUCAAACUCUCAUCGCUGGGAGCAUCGUAACCUACACUUGCGAAAAGGGCUACCGACUGGUUGGUUCCAGGCAAAUACUGUGUCUCGCGACUGGCUCCUACGAUCACUUGGCACCGACCUGUGCUGAAGAGCCACGUCCCACCGUCACAGUCCCGACUCGAGUGACCAAUCGGCCCACCGUGACUCGAGGACGUCCGCUGAUCCCAACGAGGACGAGAUCCCCGACCACGCCGUCCCCCACGAGCACUGUUGGGACAUCUCCGAUCACACCUGUCAGGGUUAUCGGGCACGCGGAGUUGCCGGCGACCGUUAAAGAAUCGAUUCCCAGAAAACCCUCGGUCUCGUUGAAGAAUCCUGCCCCCACAGCUGCCACUGACGACAUUCGCGAUCAUCCUCAAGACAACGAAAUCGCCGGUAGCGGAGUCGACAACGUUCAAGCCGGGGUGGGAGCUGGCGUCCCAGAACCCUCGGGCCCGUUCAGAGUCGACAGUGCUGACCAGCCCUCGAACACCCACCAAGCCAAGCUGAACCUCGGGGCUGUCAUAGCUCUGGGAGUAUUCGGGGGAUUCGUUUUCCUCGCCGCUAUUAUUACGACCGUAGUAAUACUGAUCCGCAGGAACCGCGGUAGAGGAAGCAAGCAUUACCGUCAUCGGGCAUCCCCUGACUGCAACACCGUAGCUAGUUUCGACAGUAAUUCCUCCGAGAGUCGAGGAGGGUUGAAUCGAUACUAUCGUCAAGCGUGGGAGAACCUCCACGAAACUGCCGGUCAGAAAGCGAACCACGCUCCGUUGCGCCGCAAAGAAACCCUCGACGAGCCUGGAUACAGAGAAAAUUUCCGCGGGAACAACACAGAACGUGACGGUUCGGAAUUGGUGGUCAGCGACGUGGCUGCCUACCCUUCGAGCAAACACGCCAGUGUCUCGGACAAGAAGAGGCACCAUCAUCAUCACCAUCAUCAUCACGGAUCCGCGACACCCGAAUGGAGACAACCGCAGUCCCAGCACAGAUAUUGAUACCAACGAUGCGCGGAGCAACGAAUUAUUCAUUGGCUAACCAACGAAACUGUCGAGCUAUACGGUAGCGUGGAACCGUUUAUUUAUUUCUUAUUAUUCUCACUCUUCAAUUGAGAAGAUAAAUUAUUUAUUCCGAGCUAACGUUUAUUAAUGUAAAUAAAAAUAUAUUAUAUUCAAAUGUGGUAGUAGUAAUGAUAAUAAUAAUAAUAACAACAACAAUAUCAUUGUUCUGCCGUUCCACGCUAUCGUAUUGAAAAGACAAAAUACUGGUCAGAGGAUAUGCCAAAUAGAGGAGAGAACAAAAAUUGUAUACAACGAUCAAAUUUCUACAGUAAGCCACCACAAGUUCAUCGCCCAAAUUACAUUUUCUUUAUUUUUGAUUUUUUUUUUUGAUUUUUUAUUUUAAAAACGUACGCGGACGUAUGUAGUCGAAAUCUGUUAUGAGUGCCUUGGCCUUGCUUUGAAUGGAACCGAAAAAUGAAUGUUUUUUUUUUCUUUAGACCCCAACGUGUUAAGGGGAGGCCGACGUUUCUCAUGUGCGCAGUGAAAAGAAAAAGUAAAAAUAAAUAGAAGGAAAGAAAAAAAAAAACGAAUAUAAACAAACUAAUAUAAAAUUAUAGAUUAAUUAGCACUAACUUAAGAGGCAGUCAUAAUUAAAAGAGUUACGGUAAUCUAUCAUUCGAAAGAAA
Athalia rosae (coleseed sawfly) is the source of this 9302-nucleotide messenger RNA. RefSeq lists its product as uncharacterized. The coding region runs from base 5851 to 8613 and encodes 920 amino acids. The record is from RefSeq and is a predicted model, not a curated record. The transcript has 17 exons. NCBI's taxonomy places the organism in Eukaryota, Metazoa, Arthropoda, Insecta, Hymenoptera, Athaliidae.